UUGGUAAUUGGGCCAAAAAUAUUUUCCAACUUUCGAAUCACAAUUUGUAACUCAUUUUGAUAGUCUGAUUCUGAUAAUAUAAUCUGGUAAAAUGGCAUAACUCCAAGCAACGUUUUUGUAUUCACUCCUACACAUCCAAAAAUUUAUUUAUUUCUUUGAAUGAAGUAAAGCGGUAAUGGUGCUCAAUAUGUUUGAUUAAAUGCCUGAACCAAGCUCCACCAUCAAGGUAAGAGGUAUCUUAAUCUUAUUAUGAAUUACAGUCCCGUCCUAACUGCCAAAUCUCGCCACCUCUUCGCUAAGCUCCUCGACUACACCCAAGGAAAAAACCUUCCAAAAGGCAAGUCCCUCCACGCCCACCUCCUCAAAACAGGCGUAUUCCCUUCCUGCUCAUUUAUGUCCAACACCCUCGUCAACUUCUAUGCCAAAUGCCACCUCUUCUCCGAAGCCCAUCUCGCCUUUGUACAAAUUUCAUACAAGGACACUGUCUCAUGGAACUGCCUCAUCAAUGCCUACUCUCAAUUGAGCCUUCGCUGUUACUCUCUUUCGGCUCUCGAGCUCUUCAAGCAAAUGCUCCAACACCACACCCUCCCUAACUCCCACACUUUUGCUGGCAUUCUAUCUUCUGCUGCCAUGUUGGAAGACUCCAUGAUUGCCCAGCAAGCCCAUUCUUUCGUGCUUAAAUUGGUUGACUCCUAUGAUGUUUUUGUGUAUAGCUCUUUGUUAAAUGUGUACUGUAAGUUGGGUGAUUUGAUCAGUGGUCAAAAAGUGUUUGAUGAAAUGGCUGAAAAAAAUUCAGUCACUUGGGCUACUAUGAUUUCUGGGUACGCCUCGCAGAGGCUUACUAAGGAGGCUUUUAGUGUUUUUAGAAUGAUGACAGCUGGAGGAGGUGAGGGUGUGAACGAGUUUGUGUUAACUAGUCUUCUCAGUGCUUUAGUGUCCUCGGAGUUUGUGGAUACAGGUAAACAAGUUCAUAGUUUGGCUGUUAAGACUGGAUUGUUGUCAAUUGUUUCUGUGGGGAAUGCUGUUUUAACCAUGUAUGCAAAGUGUGACAGUUUGGAUGAUGCCGUUCAGGCCUUUGAGCUUGCGAUUGCUAAAAAUUCAAUCACGUGGUCUGCCAUGAUCACAGGUUAUGCACAAGGUGGGAAGAGUGAGAAGGCAUUGACAUUGUUUAAGGAGAUGCAUCUCUGUGGAAUGAAACCUAGUGCAUUCACCCUUGUUGGCGUUCUCAAUGCUUGCAGUGACAGUAAUGCAAUUUACGAAGGAAAGCAGGUGCAUGGGUAUUUAGUGAAAAUAGGGUUCGAGUCUCAACUAUAUAUUAUGACUGCUUUGGUUGAUAUGUAUGCUAAAUGCGGUAGCAUAAAUUAUGCGAGAAAGGGAUUUGACUAUCUAUUAGAGCCAGAUCUUGUAUUAUGGACGUCUAUGAUUGGAGGCUAUGUACAAAACGGAGAUAAUGAGAGUGCUAUUAAUUUGUACUGUCGAAUGCAGCGCGAAGGAAUUGCACCCAAUGAGCUGACUAUAGCCAGUGUGUUGAAGGCCUGUUCAAGCCUUUCAGCAUUGGAGCAGGGAAAACAAGUACAUGCUCAUGUAGUUAAGAAUGGGUUCAGUCUUGAAGUUCCGAUAGGAAGUUCUCUCUCGACUAUGUACGCAAAGUGUGGGAGCCUUGAUGAUGGCAAUCUCAUCUUCACGAGGAUGCCUGCCAGAGAUGUAGCAUCAUGGAAUGCAAUGAUUUCUGGCCUUUCUCAAAAUGGCCUAGGGAUUAAAGCCCUUGAACUAUUUGAAGAGAUGCAACUGGAGGGUGCAAGGCCUGAUUAUGUUACUUUCGUAAACAUUCUUUCUGCUUGUAGCCACAUGGGAUUGGUGGAUAGAGGUUGGGAGUAUUUUAAACUGAUGUCCGAUAAAUUUGGUGAAGCUCCAAGGAUAGAGCACCAUGCUUGCAUGGUUGAUAUCUUGGGUCGUGCUGGGAAGCUCUAUGAAGCCACAGAAUUUAUUGAAUCAGCUACCAUCGAGCAUGGUCUAUGUUUGUGGCGCAUUUUAUUAAGUGCUUGUCGAAACCAUCGCAACUAUGAGUUGGGAGCCUAUGCGGGGGAGAAACUAAUGGAAUUGGGCUCACAGGAAUCAUCUGCAUAUGUGUUGUUGUCAAGCAUUUAUACAGCUUUAGGAAGAUUGCAUGAUGUGGAACGAGUAAGAAGGAUAAUGAACCUUAGGGGGAUAAGCAAGGAGCCAGGAUGUAGCUGGAUAGAGCUGAAGAGUCAGGUUCAUGUUUUUGUUGUUGGGGACCAAUUACAUCCGCAAAUUCAAGAUGUACGCUCUGGGUUAUGGAGAUUAAGCAAGCUAAUGAAGGAUGAAGAAUGUAGUUCAAUUUUGGAAGAAUUGGUCUGAAGUAAUUAAAUAAUUAUGUCUUGGCUCAGCUACACCCAAGGAAAGUCAUUUGAGACUCCUAAAUAUGCAUCUUCAUUUUCAUAAAUUGGGCAUUCACUGCAUAAGGUGUUUUCUUAGACGCUACUGGAGUGGGGAAACAGAAAUGAAGGAAUGUGGAGGUGGUGUUGUGGAUUACUAUGCUUUAUAUAGAAUGUAUAGUAUGAUUAUCCGAAGACAGAAUCAGGGACGUAGAUUCCUUGCAUGGAGUUUUUGAUUCAAGUCAAGUGCUAAUGAUGUUAGCAUUGGAGCUUUGUGUAAUCAACAUAGCCACAGUGAAUUUCUAAGGAGUGUUUGAUAUGGUUUUUCUGUAACAAUAGCAGAAAGCCGCCUGUUGGCUGGAAAUAAUUGGGACUGGAUGUUCAUACAUAGGGGUUGAAGGAAGAUGGUGAGGUCCUUGAACUUUUGUGCACAACACUAGUGGAAGAUCUCUCUCUAACAUUGAGCCAGUUGCAUAGAAGAUUACUUGUUGAAACCGGACUUGCACAUGGAUCCUAUCAGUUGGACAAUAGGCCAGAACUUCCAAAUCUACAUCCCUAGCGUUCUCAAUGCAAGAUUUGCUUUUAUAUGCUUCGGAACAGUCUAAAACAGAGUCGAAGUAGGAUCCAGAUGUUGAUUCUUAUAUCACAUAUUGUGAUAGCAUUUAUGCUUAAUUUGUAGAAAAAUUUAUGUCCACUGAGUAAAGACGUACACAAGAUAUUAUGUGACAAGAUACUUGUAAUUA
Molecule: messenger RNA, 3139 nt
Organism: Olea europaea var. sylvestris
Lineage: Eukaryota; Viridiplantae; Streptophyta; Magnoliopsida; Lamiales; Oleaceae
Product: pentatricopeptide repeat-containing protein At2g33680
Exons: 1
Coding region: 250-2379 (709 amino acids)
Biological process (GO): RNA modification
Molecular function (GO): protein binding; RNA binding
Source: RefSeq, a predicted model, not a curated record